Candidozyma duobushaemuli is the source of this 2352-nucleotide messenger RNA. RefSeq lists its product as uncharacterized. Gene Ontology annotation, biological process: anaphase-promoting complex-dependent catabolic process; protein K11-linked ubiquitination; positive regulation of mitotic metaphase/anaphase transition. Lineage: Eukaryota; Fungi; Ascomycota; Pichiomycetes; Serinales; Metschnikowiaceae. Gene Ontology annotation, molecular function: protein binding. The record is from RefSeq and is a predicted model, not a curated record. Bases 1 to 2352 code for a protein of 783 amino acids. Gene Ontology annotation, cellular component: anaphase-promoting complex. The transcript has 4 exons.
AUGCUCGAUUUUGGUGAUAUCGCUUCCCAGCUUCAAAAUCCGUCGACACCUCGUAGGAUUGUUCCCGUUUUGAGAUACAUCUCCCGUGAGUCGCAGAAAGAAACUGUAUCUUCCUUGGAGAAGAACCAAUUGAUUCACAUCAGCAAAAACUUGACCAGAUCGAGUUCAGGGUUUGAUGCAUGGUGUGGCGUUAACAUUUUGGGUGCCUUGCUGCUUGAUAAAAAUUUUUGUGUACAAAAAGGCGCUGAAGUGCUAGAUCUCCUUUGCAAUACGGUGGGUAAGAACGUCACUGAUCGCAAGCUACUUAGAUCAUGCUUGCGGUGCAUUGAAAGAGUGCUUGGGGCAUUUUGGCUUGAUCCAUCCCAUUCUAGAGACCUUUUGACGCAAAGGUUGCCAAUUUUGAUCGGCCUUUGCUCGACUGCCUUAUCCAAAGACCCAGGUAAAGAGGAGCCUCAAAAACAUUGGUCGGCCUAUCUCGCAAGUAUUCUACAUGAAAUGGUUUUGACUUUCUCGAUUUUUGAAAAUUUCAUGAACAUAGGCGAAAUGGAGUAUAUGAGAGCAAUGUUUGAGAACUUCUCAAUAAGUGAAAGGCUUGAAUUAUUCCCUCCUUUACAGAUAGAGGCUAGCUCCUCAAGCUCUUUGAUGCAAAUCUUCGAGAGGUUUCAUAAAUUGAUAUCGAUUCUUGAGGUUACUCUCGCAAGCCCCACAAGUGAUUCCGUGCAAAUUCCAGUGGGACUUAUCAUGAAGAUAACAGAAGGUAUUUUGUCUGUUAAUGUUGCGCUGUGUCACUUCAAAGCUCAUUUCAGGGGUGACAAGGCAAAAGACGACGUACUUCAGAAUUUGCUUGAGGUGCAAAUUUCAUUGCUUAACGUGAUUCGUUCAUUGGAAGCUCGAUUGAAGGGCUUCGUUGUGCCAUACUCACAUCGCUUACUAGAGCUCUAUGAGCAUCAGGCUCGUUGUCUCAGGAGAUACAAAUCGGAUCACAAUGUUGCACACCUAGAUUCCACCGUGCUAAUCGAAGCUGCUGGCGCCUUGAUGUGCUUGUAUCUCAACGACGGUGAUUAUCAUGCCUCUUUUGAUGCUUUGCAUCAAUACUUUGACUAUGUUGUGUCUGAAGGCUCAAAAGAAUUCUAUCAUUUUGCUCUAAUUGCCAAAGCGUCGCUUCAUGUUGUCUUCGGUGAAGAGCAAGAUGCUCUUAGGACAAUCGAAGAGGCGGGGAAUAUUGCUAGAGAACAUAAAGAUGAAGUCGCUUUGACAUUCGUGCUUACAUGGCUUUACAAAGCUCUGGACAAGUGGGCAAGUUUGCGAUCCUCCAAAAAGACGCUUAAACAGAGAGAUUCAAAACUUCUCGAGCUUCUUGUGGUGAAGGAUUUAGAGCAACAAAGCCUCUUAAACGCCAAUGUCCUACAGUUGGAAUAUGAGAAUAUUCUUCUUUGUGGCGCAAGUCAAAAGAAGUGUUUUCAGGCGAUGAGCAAAAGCCUAUACUGCUGGCUCAAUUGCAAUUCCAAGUCGCUAGGGAAGGUCUCUCGCAUUGCUUCUCGUCAUUGGUUAAGGUCAGGCUACCCAACCUUGGCUGAGGUGUAUCUCAGAGUUUCCGAAAUCUCACUUGGUCGUGAGGCAUCGCAAUUCAAUGACGAGACAGCUUUGUCGGCAUGCGAAAUCUUCUUUUGGAAAGGUGAGGACGAGAAAGUUUUGAAAUUAAUAACGCUGUUCAGUGACCCAUCGCUGUCAUCGAGAAAGUUCAAUGAGGAGCUCUCCAUUUGGAAGAUUAUCUACAUGAUUAAAAUGCAAUUGAAAACCGGGGAAUUUGUCACCGCAAAAGAAUUACUCAACUUGAUUGAUGCAAGUUCGAGUAGCAGUGCGAUUAAAAGGGAAGUGAGUCGCCUCAAUGUGCAAUUGUUGUCUUCGUGUGAUAACAAACGAGAGGCUCUCAGAUUACUUCAGUCAUGGGCUAAAUCUAGCUCUUCAGGGCAAGAGAGUCCGUCCGACUUGAUAUCCAGUUACCUCAUCAAGUCUGAACUUCUUCUUCAAGCUAAUCUUUUGGGUGCAUCAUUUGUUCUAAUCCUUGAGCAGAUGACAAGGGCGGCAAAGCAUGGUUUGUAUUGCUUGAACAUUGAAUUGGCUGUAAGAAUCAAUUUGCCCCAUGCCACUUCAGAGCCGUUCAAGCUUGCAGUCUCAGGUAUUGAGCCCAGUGCAGAAAUACCCUCCAACAACGUUCGGAUUCUGACAAACGAGGAAAGUGGCAAGAUGGAAAUGUUACACCAAGGCAAACGUGCGAUGAAAUCGGGUGUUAAAGGUCUUAGAAAGACGCGAAUUCCGCAAGGCUCGAUUACAGCGUCCACAAAUCUCUAA